Panicum hallii is the source of this 2506-nucleotide messenger RNA. Its product is annotated as protein trichome birefringence-like 34. Bases 1005 to 2285 code for a protein of 426 amino acids. The record is from RefSeq and is a predicted model, not a curated record. Gene Ontology annotation, cellular component: Golgi apparatus. The transcript is spliced from 5 exons. Gene Ontology annotation, molecular function: O-acetyltransferase activity. NCBI's taxonomy places the organism in Eukaryota, Viridiplantae, Streptophyta, Magnoliopsida, Poales, Poaceae.
AAAAAAAAAAGCAUGUGAUACAUUCCUAAAAAAGUAACCCAUGUCAUGGAUGACAAAAAAAUGAAAUAAAAUAUGGUAGGUGGCUAAAUUGACUCCGAUUGACUCACUGAUAGCCAAGUUGACGAUUGCAAAUGUACAUCAUUUUGCUACUGCCGGAUAGAACAGAUCAAUUGGUCUAUGAGGAAUAACAUUUAUAUUAUGAUGCUAAGACAAAAAUACAUAUACACAUAUAUCUUUUUAGAAUAGUGCAGAUAUUGUUACAAUAGAUUACAACCAAACAUCAAGAGAAAUUAUGAUUGCUACUUUGAGCUGGGGUAGUCAUCUGGAACAUUGGUGGACUUUGCUUUGCAUUAGUGACUUAAUGACUUCAAGUUUAGUUUAUUGAUUGUCAAAGAAACAUGCAAAAACUGUUAUUUUUUUCCUGGCAAUCAGCUUUUUGUUGCUUAAUUUACAAACUCUGUCUUUUUAAAGUGAGAAGCCCAAGUGUUUCACUUCAUUUUUUAUUUGCCUCCUUUCUAUCAUGUUUGGUGUGAUACUGUGGUGGAUUGAAAGGAUUGUCGGCACCAGAAACCAGCACUUGGACCUCCUCACAUGUUUUAUUCCCUUUUGCUUUUUGGUUAAACAAAGUUAGAGCAUGCUGCUCAUUUGAAAAAAAGUAUGGGAUCAAUUUAGUUGCUGAUUUGCAAAUUCAGACUAACUAUACAUCAAACUGUAAACUGAUAUUCAAUUUGUCUAAGUUUCAGCACUGAAAAAGACUAACUGAGCCUGCUCUUUCGUAGUUACCAAAUGGCUCGAUGAUUCAGAACAGGUGGACACUACCUCCUGUUAUGUGGUUAGCUCAGGGGUCACUGGUCAGUUUGUUUGAUUACCAGACCUGGGCCACUUAACCAUGUGCAAGUCUAAUACCACCAUCGCAGAGAAGAGAGGUGCACCAUAAAAGAGGGGAGCCAAGCUAAGCACCACACUUUUCUGAAGAAAGAACGAAGACAGAAGCCAUUCCCAAGAUGACGGUGCUCCAUGCUCCUGUUGGAGUGAGGAGCAUCAUUAGCUCCCUUUUGGCCUUCUUCAUCGUCGCCAGCUCCGUCACCUUCUUGCUUGACCGAGGCCAGGAAGCGCAAGUGCAAAUGGCAGUCGAGCAUGGACGCCAAGAAAUGCAGGUGAAGGUGGAGGCUGGACUCCAAGAACCAGCGAUGAGAGGGACUACUGAUGCAGGCGAUGCCGAGGAGUGCAACUGGUCGAGGGGACGGUGGGUGUACGACAACAUGUCCAGGCCAUUGUACUCCGGGCUCAAGUGUUCUUUCAUCUUUCCUGAGGUGGCUUGCGACAAAUAUGGAAGGAAGGAUGUCAUGUAUCAGCACUGGAGAUGGCAGCCUCAUGGAUGCGACCUUCCAAGAUUCGAUGCCACCAAGCUGCUUGAAAAGCUGAGGAACAAGAGAUUAGUGUUUGUGGGCGAUUCAGUCAACAGGAACCAAUGGGUUUCUCUGGUGUGCAUGGUGGAGGCCUCAAUACCUGAUGACAGGCUCAAGACGCGCAUCUUCAAUGGCUCUCUCAUCUCCUUCAAGGCACUGGAAUACAAUGCAACAAUAGAUUUCUACUGGUCGCCACUGCUUGUGGAGUCCAACAGCGACAACCCAAUUAUCCACCGUGUGGAGUACCGGAUCAUAAGGGCAGACAGAAUUGAGAAGCAUGCCAGUGUCUGGAGGGAUGCUGACAUCAUUGUCUUCAAUUCUUACCUAUGGUGGAGGAAGCAGAAGGAUGACAUGAGGAUGAAGGUCAUGUAUGGCUCAUUCGAAGAUGGCGAUGCAAGGUUAGACGAAAUGGAAAUGAUUGAUGGUUUCGAGAUUGCUCUCAAGAAACUUACUGAAUGGCUCGGAGAGCAUAUUGACAAGAACAAGACUAGAAUCUUUUUCGCAGGAUCAUCACCUACACAUUCCUGGGCUAGUAACUGGGGUGGAGAAGACAGCAACAAGUGCCUCAACGAAACGGAGCCGAUCUACAAAAUCGGAUACAAAGCUGCAACUACAGAUUACAGUCUGAUGGACAAGGCUAAGUCAUAUUUUAAAACAUUGGAGCCGAAAGGUAUACAUGUUCAGAUACUGAACAUCACAGAGCUGUCUGACUACCGCAAGGACGGGCAUCCUACUGUGUUCAGGAGACAGUUUGUUCCUCUGACAAAAGAGCAGAUUGCGAACCCAGCCAGCUACGCGGAUUGCACGCAUUGGUGCCUCCCCGGCGUUCCUGAUGUCUGGAACGAGUUUUUAUACGGCUACCUCAUGUACAAAUGAUGCACCAUGCCAGAUUUUGUCCCCCCAACAUAUAUAAUGUACAAAUGACAUACUGCAUUUAGAUUAGGCUGCUUUGUUUUGUGCAGAGAAUGGCUGGAGUGGCCCCAUCACAUUUACAUGCAGAGACAGAUAAAAGGAUCUGUCUGUGUACCAUCUCACUAAAUCACUGAAGGAGACACUCAAAGUGAACAGUGUAUAACAGUGUGCUAUUCGUUUUCAUC